AAAAGGCAAAGUACUUCAGAUUUCUCACUCCACAGAGGGAAGACGAUGGUGAGGCGUAAGUGAUGGUGGGAAGCAGAACCAAUGAGAAAGCUUCAUCUUUGAGAUGGAAGAUCCUUCGCCAGGCUCUUCUCCCUCGUCCUUCUCCUUCAAAUCCAGAUGAUCAAACCCAAAUGGGCAUCAGGCGCAUUUCAAGAAGGAGCAUUCAUGGCUUCAAAUUAAUUCCCUCUCGGCUACUCGACAAAUGUGAAACUAAUGAUGAGUCGACUUCAAGGGAUGCUCGCUUUUGUUACACCAUACCCAUCCAUGGCUUUCCGAAACUACUUUUAAUACAAAGAGUGGACGACCAUGCUCAGCUCAGUGAUUUUGAGAUCUGCAACAGAUACAACAUUGACAACACAGGAGUUGUUUGUAGCUGGCCAUCAGAAGAUGUUCUUGCUUACUAUUGUUUGUCAAAUGCAGAUCUUUUCAGGCAUAAAAAAGUUAUUGAGCUUGGUUCUGGUUAUGGUUUGGCUGGAUUUGUUAUUGCAGCUGUUACUGAGGCGUCGGAGGUUGUAAUCUCAGAUGGAAACCCUCAAGUAGUCAAUUAUAUUCAGCGCAACAUUGAGGUUAAUUCUGGAACAUUUGGAGAUACAACAGUGAAGCCUAUGAUGCUUCACUGGAAUCAGGAAGAAACUUUUGAUAUUGCCAGCACUUUUGACAUCAUCGUUGCAAGUGAUUGCACUUUCUUUAAGGAUUUCCACAGAGACCUCGCCCGAACUGUCAAGCUCCUCCUGUCAAAAACGGGAUCCUCUGAAGCAAUUUUUAUAAGCCCUAAAAGAGGGGAUUCUCUAUACAUGUUUUUGGAGAUUGUCAAAGAAUAUGGCUUGCAAUUCACUGUAACUGAGAACUAUGACGCAGAAGUCUGGAACCGUCAUGAGAAAUUCAUGAAUGGCGAGGAUAGAGACUCCUGGCCCAGCUAUGAGAAAGACCACUGCUAUCCACUAUUAAUCAGAAUUACGCCAUGAACUUUUAGAAGCCACCUCCUUAAUCCAAAUGCUUUGCUUGUGAAUUUUUUUCCAUUUCUGGUUGACUCAUGUUUGACGAGGAUCACGUGCAAAUGCAUUCUUCCGACGCUUAAAAUCUCCUAGUACAGAUACUUGCCAAUAACAAGGCAUCGUUGGAUUAAUUUAUUGCUGGGCUCGUAUCAUCAAUGUAAUGGAUAUCAAGAAUAUUCGAUGGUUCCAUUAAUCUGGUUGAGAAUUUCUAGCCCCGAAAGGACCAUAGACGUGUAUUCUUAGCUCAUGAUAAACUUUUGCAUUUGUUCUUUAUCCGUCAAUAUUAAGAAUUCUGUAGUUGGUAGAUGGUAGCGUUAUUGUGACAAAACUCCAAGAAUUAUUAUUGUAUAUCGUUUUUCAUGAUUUAUGGCAGUUCAAAUGAAUCA
This is a messenger RNA of Neltuma alba, 1420 nucleotides long. RefSeq names its product calmodulin-lysine N-methyltransferase. Gene Ontology annotation, molecular function: calmodulin-lysine N-methyltransferase activity. The transcript is spliced from 7 exons. The record is from RefSeq and is a predicted model, not a curated record. Lineage: Eukaryota; Viridiplantae; Streptophyta; Magnoliopsida; Fabales; Fabaceae. The coding region runs from base 63 to 1004 and encodes 313 amino acids. Gene Ontology annotation, cellular component: cytoplasm.